This is a messenger RNA of Fraxinus pennsylvanica, 1266 nucleotides long. NCBI's taxonomy places the organism in Eukaryota, Viridiplantae, Streptophyta, Magnoliopsida, Lamiales, Oleaceae. The record is from the annotation of a GenBank genome assembly.
AUGGGAUGUUUUGCUGCCUGUUUUGGAACUUGGAAGCAUAAAAAACGCUUACAGGCAUGUGGUGAAGCUCCUCUCAAGAAUCAGUCUUUAUCUCCCUGCCAUGAAAUUCAAGAAGCAGUCAAGCUUUUAACUGCUAAAUCCCUAAAAGAAGGGGAGAGUGUAAAUCCCAUUUCAGAAUCUGUAGGUAUAAAUGAAGAGGAGCUGAAUAGUAGUGCCAGUGAGAAAGUUACAUUUAAUGAUUGGAACAAGGAUGGCCUGACCAACAUUCUUGAGAGUAAUUUGGUGAAAAAUGAAAAUGAGAAAGUGGGAAGGGAGAAGGAGAAAUGCGAAGAAGACGGCUCAGAUUCAACUGUGUCAAGCCUUAUAUCAUAUACUCCAAACCAUAAAGUCCUAACAAACAUUGUUGAGAGUAAUUUGGUGAAAAACGGAAACGAGAAAGUUAAAAAAAAGAGAGAAACAGGCAAAGACUACGAUUCAGAUUCGACUGCAUCAAGCCUUAUGUCAUAUCCUCCAAACCACAGUGGUAUGUUGAAUAAGUUUGAAUCUUGUUCAUUGUAUUGUCCAGUCGUGUCUACUAAUGAGCAGAAAGCAUGCCAUAGCCUCAAGAGUGCUUGUUGUGAUGGAAAAAGCUCACAGAAGGACUUGGAAGAAUGCAAUUCUUUGGAUCAUUUCAAAGGGAAUGUUGAUGGAGGAAUAGGUGAUUGUGGGUUCAUACAAGAAGAAGAGUUCUCUGAAUCACUGUUUUCUUUAUCAAUAGAUUCAAGAAAACAUUUUUCUGCUGCUGAAAUGGGGGAAAAGGAGGUAAUUAGUCCAUUAAAACCUGCUAAUUCUGUAUUGAAUUCUGUAGAAAAUCUUAGCCAAAAGAAAUUUGUGAAGGUGAAAACAGCAAGUACUACAUUAUUGAAUCGAGAAGAAGAAAAAGAGAAUAUAAAUUUGGAGCCAGAUCUUAAGCAAUCAAUUCAGCAGCCUAAACUAGAAUCUGAUAAUGAGAUUGCUGUUGAAACUAGUCUUUCGAGCUGGUUAGUUGAAUCUGAAAAAUCAUUCAAGAAUGAAAAUAGUCCAAGUUCUGUUGGGAAUUCUUCUGAGAGGUCCAAGUCUUUGAAAAGCUUUGGAAAUAGGCCAGUUUUGGAGGAACUCACUUGUAAAGAGUUCGAUGAAUCUUUGUCCUCUCAACAAACUUGGAGCCAUGGGUCGGAUGAUGUUCCCGGUAUUGGUACAAUAGGGAGGUAUUGGCAGCAUACAUGGAGGGUGACCGACGUGGACUGA